AUGCCUGACAACUCAGAUCUCCUGGCCUUCGAUGAUGGAGAUGAGCCAGGUAAAGAUCUCCCUCUCAAAACCCUGACUCGAUCUCGCUCAACGGAAGAAAGAUUGAACAAGAUCCAAAUGGAAGAUCUAGGCAACGCCAAUGCAGAGAGAGUGAUGGUCGGGGAUUCCAGCGAGUAUUACCAGUUCAAGGCCCUCAUCAUUCGCCGUAGCGAUAUCCCCGGAACCCCAGAAUACGAACAAGCGCAAAAGGACAAGGAUAAAACUUCUCCAUGGACUGACUAUGUCAAGACAAAGGACGCCAUCGAGACAACCGUGGGUGCGAAGAACCCUGUCGGCUCAGAAAUUGGACAAGGCCACCGUCCAGGCCUUGAAAAACGCCUGGCUGACGAACGUCGCCACAAUAGACCGGAGGACUACCACCCGCAGCGCCCUGGCGGAAAGGCUCGAGGCAACGAUCCAAAGUAUGGCAAGCUUGCACAUUCUCAGCCUUCUCUCCCACCUGGCUCCUUGGAUCCCGCCAAAGACCCAGUCAACACACAGACCUACGGCAGACGCGGCGUAGUCCCCGCAAAGCGACGCCUUCCUUCGCUAGUAGCACCUGCAAAAGCACCCCUUCCUCCGCCAGGAGCGCCAACGCGACCGGCUAGACUCACAAAAUACCCUGCGAACAUGGUAACUGCAAAAGGACCCCUUCCUCAGCCAGCAGCGCGAGCGAGACCAGCCAGGCCCACAAAGUACUCUGAGAACUUGAUGAGUGCGCCCCAAUUUAUGGCUGCUCUGCGUCAUUUAGAGGGGGCAGCAGCCGAAGCUCGUGAUAACUCAACCAGUCGCAAGAAUGCCGAAGAUAGUCAAGUUGAUGUCAACGCGCCUGAUAUCAGAAAAGUCAAGCUUGAGGAACUCUCAUUCCCAGCACAAUGCCACUUGGACCCAAAUGACGUCUCCACUCACACUGACGGAGCACCAAGCCCGGUUUCGACCUCCGAGCUGGCGGACUUGAUCGAUAUGGACGAUGACUCGAUUGAUGGUCUGGAUGAGCUUACUGAAGGCUUCAAAGGGCUAGGUUUAUCCGAUCAGGACUGUUCCAUGAAGGCUUUGUCUGGCCCUGUGUCAGCGCCAGCCACAACUUGGUGUUGCGCUACUUCUAUCUGCGAGAGUAUUAUGGAUUCCCCAAACCCUACUCCUCUCUGCGAGAGUAUCAUGGACUCACCAGUCCCUACUCAAGCUCUGUACAAGAUCGAUGAAUUCGAUGGUCAGGUGCUAGUGCACAAUGGACGACGCUACAUUCGAGAAGACGAGGUACUUCAACUGAAAGCACAGCUUCUGCUGCUGGCUAACUACGGAGUCAACCGUCCUGAUCAAAUCCCUGGUAGAUCUGUCAGUGAUCAUGGCAAGGUCGUCAUCGAGAGCCAAGAUGCUCACAGCUCAUCCUCUAAUGCUCCAAUUUCUCAGAAGGCUAUUUCAGAUGUCGUUGAAGCAUCUGCGAACCUUGAAACUUCUCUGGGAUCAUCCAAACCUCCAGCAAUGAAGGCUUCUAGUUCAUCGGCCGGGCUGGCGCAGUCUCCUCUGGCUAGUCUACCUACCUCGACGACUGGAUCCCACAGCAAGAAACCUGUUAACGGCCUCAUGGAGUCGCGAUGGGCUCCCAAAAACUUUCCACCAGCGGCACCGGAGCAGUCUCCUCUGGCUAAUCGACCUACCCCGAUGACUGGAAUCCUCACUGAGAAAUCCGUCAAUGGUCUCACUCAAUGGCGCUGGGCUGCCAAAGACUUUCCGCCAGCUGCUCCGGAGCAGUCUCCUCUGGCAACUCUACCUACCCAGAUGAGGGGUCCCAGUCAGAAACCUGUCAAGGGUCUUAUGCACUCUCGAUGGGCGCCCAAAAAUUUCAAGACUCUACAAAACCCUCAAGCAGGGCUCGACGAAGACAAACUCUAACCCCCAAAAGCCAUAGAUCUUUGGGUCAGAUUGUCUUUGGAGGACUGUCUUGGAGCGCGCUUACGGACAUAUUUUACUUGAUCAGGUCCCAGUCGGC
Messenger RNA from Exophiala mesophila, 2029 nucleotides. RefSeq lists its product as uncharacterized. NCBI's taxonomy places the organism in Eukaryota, Fungi, Ascomycota, Eurotiomycetes, Chaetothyriales, Herpotrichiellaceae. Bases 1 to 1932 code for a protein of 643 amino acids. The record is from RefSeq and is a predicted model, not a curated record. The transcript has 3 exons.